AUGGAGAACUGGAGUAGUGGUAAUAAUAAGCCUUCAAUGCAACAACCUGAGACGAAACAUGACGAUACCAAGCCACUUAUGAAAGUGAAAACAUCCGGUUUAUCUCCUUCCUCAUCACCUCUUUCAUCACCUACUUCAUCCGAAUCAUCACUAGAACUAAGUAACAGUGGAAAGGAUCCUCUUGGAGACGCGGAUGCUUCUUUAUCAGCAUCUUCAUCUUCUCCUGAUCAUGUUCCUAAUCAGACACCACAAUGGAGUAUGAUAAGUGCAUCUCCGCGUGGUGAAGAACCUCCACAAUUUCCUGAUUUCUUCCCACAGAAUCCUGAAUGGAAUGUAGCCAACCCUGCACCGAUGAAGUCACCUCCAAUGCAUACCAUGGGUCAUCCUCCAGGUUAUGAUCCUAACCGGAUUCCCUCGUCUAUAUUUUCAAGUAAGCCUAAUAGCAGUGGUAUGGAAUGGAGUACUGCAUCAAAUGAAUCAUUGUUUAGUAUUCAUAUGGGAAACAACAGCUUCUCUCGAGAUCAAUUCAACAUGAUGUAUCGAUCUGGAGAACUUAUAAAACCGGAGGAAUGGAGUAAUUCUCCGUAUAAUGCACCUGAUGUUAAAUCCAAUGACAAGAAAAACGUGCCUCCUAACCUUCCUCCUCUUGUCGAAAUGGCAACAGAUAAAGAGGUAAAGAGUGAAACUAUAAUGGAGAGUCCUCGUAAGCAAGAAAAGAUUGUUGAAUCUCCCAAAAUAGUCCCAGAGGAGAAUCAUGAAAAUAACAUCAAAGUGAAGAAGACAUCUAAUGUCGAUGAAGUUCAACAUUCUCCCUCAGCGCUCAACAAGUCAGAUGAAUUUCUACAUUCUGCCUCAACGCUCAACAAGUCAGAUGGUAAAGCCGUUCCUCAGUUUGAGGCAAGUUAUGCUUCCUCGCCCCGCCUCUCCAAUGAGAGUGGAAACAGCAGCAGCUCCUUUGCUUUUCCACUGCUACUAAACGAUGCUGGGAAAACUGGCUCACUCAAAGCUCCCUCUGCGAAAAUGGAGAGACCUCAACCUCAGCCUCAGCAUCAGCAUCAGCAUCAGCCACAGCAACAGCCACAACCACAACCACAACCUCAACCCAAGUAUGAACCAGAUUCACAACCAGAAAUGCAGCCUCAAUCACCGCAACAAUCACAGCCAUACUCGAAGUCAGAGUCAAAACAACCGGAGUCACUGCCUAAACUGGGAGCGACUAGUUGGUUUUCUUGUUUCUCUUGCUGGCCUCGAUGUUGUUAACAUAGGCUUCAUCCUUGUCCAUUGUAUGUAUGUACACAAGAAAUACUAAUUCAUUUGGUCUUUGAUCAAGGACGACUCCUAGAAGUUAGAACGCCUGUCUUCACCAUAAAUUGUAAAUUUUCUUUUGCCAUGUGAAAUACAUGAGAGGGCAUU
Molecule: messenger RNA, 1413 nt
Organism: Solanum verrucosum
Lineage: Eukaryota; Viridiplantae; Streptophyta; Magnoliopsida; Solanales; Solanaceae
Exons: 2
Coding region: 1-1260 (419 amino acids)
Source: RefSeq, a predicted model, not a curated record